CGCAUUUUACGCUCCAUGUGAAAGAGGCCGCAUUCUUUUUGCUCAUGUACUAUACAUGUGCAUUCGACUAAAUCCGCUACAUAAUCACGUGUUCCUGUAUUGUUGCACUUACUGCGAUCAUGAUUUGAUGGUCAUCAUCUUAUGAGCGAUUAUUCUUAUGAUAUGAUGAGUAUACCGCUGUGAAAAUGUUCUAAUGCAAUUUUGGGCACCAGAGCAACCCGAAUAAUUAUAUUAUAGAUUUAUUCUACGGGUCAUCGAUGACUAAAGACAAAAAGUUGAUCCUGCAUGCUGUGCACUGUGUGUCGCUGUACUGUAUACCCAAACUGCACCAUACUUUUUAUUCCUUUUGCCAAGUACAACACAUUUAAAGUAGAAACAUAAAGAAAUAUGGCUACCUAUGUCAAUCGCACAAUAUCCAUGGUUGGAGCUGAUAGUCAACAUCGAACAUCAGAUGUUAGAAUUGAUAAUUCUCCUCUACAGAUCUUUGUUAAGGCAAAAAAGAAAAUAAAUGAUAUAUUUGUAGAAAUAGAGGAUUAUGUGGAAGACGCUGUGGGAUUUAUGUCAUCAUUAAAAAAUAAACAUGAUAUUGUAUCUGCUGAUGAAGUAGUGAAAGUCACAGGUUAUGUCGAAAAAGUACAUGCAAUAAAAGAUGUACUCAGAAGGGAUCACAUGAAAGUUGCUUUCUUUGGCAGAACAAGUAAUGGGAAAAGUACUGUAAUUAAUGCAAUGUUACGUGACAAAAUUUUACCUAGUGGCAUAGGACAUACUACAAACUGUUUUCUACAAGUCGAAGGUUCAGACAAUGGAGAAUCAUAUCUUAUUACGGAAGGGUCCACUGAAAAACAGCCCGUGCAGUCUGUUGGGCAAUUAGGUCAUGCUCUCUGCAAAGAAAAAUUAUGCGAAAGUCAUUUAGUAAGAAUAUUCUGGCCAAAGGAGAAGUGUUUGUUAUUGCAGGACGAUGUAGUAUUCGUCGAUAGUCCAGGAGUUGAUGUAACUCCAAAUCUCGACGAAUGGAUUGAUAAGCACUGUUUAGACGCAGAUGUUUUUGUUUUGGUAGCGAAUGCAGAAUCUACAUUGAUGGUCACAGAAAAGAACUUUUUCCAUAAAGUUUCUACAAGAUUAUCGAAACCAAAUAUAUUUAUCCUAAAUAAUCGUUGGGACGCCUCUGCUUCUGAGCCAGAAUUUUUUGAUCAGCUGGUCAAAGAACAAAAGGAGGUGAGAGCACAACAUCAAGAACGUGCGGUCGAUUUUCUAUCUAAGGAGCUCAAAGUAUAUACUCCAAAGGUUGCCGAAGAACGUGUGUUCUUUAUUUCCGCGAAGGAGACUCUUCAAGCUCGUAUACAAGAGCAACGCGGGCAACCUGCUCACAAUGGUGCUCUAGCGGAAGGCUUUCAAAAUCGGUACUUUGAGUUUCAAGAUUUUGAAAGGAAGUUCGAAGAAUGCAUCUCGAAGUCCGCAGUGAAGACCAAGUUCGAGCAGCACUCGGAACGUGGUAAACAUAUCGCUGUUGAGAUACGUCAGGCGUUAGACGAAAUAAUGGCUCGGACGCAACAGAUGCGGAACGAGCAACUGACCGUCAAGAAAGAGGUGCACGACAAAUUGAACUUCACGGAGCAGCAGUUGCUGUUACUGACUCAGGAGAUGAAAGAUAAGAUUAAUCGUAUGGUGGAAGACGUGGAGCAGAAAGUCUCAAAGGCCUUGAACGAGGAAAUCCGACGAUUAGCCGUUCUAGUGGACGAAUUCAGCGUUCCGUUUCACCCAGAGCCGUUGGUCUUGAACGUCUACAAACGAGAACUUCACACACACGUGGAAAACGGCUUAGGAUCGAAUUUGCGAGCCAGACUCAGUACCGCCCUAGCGCUAAAUAUGGAAACUUCGCAACGGGAAAUGACCGACAGGAUGUCGGGCUUGCUGCCCGAGAAUAAGAAACAAAUAUCGCUUAACAUCUUGCCGCGACGAGAGCCGUUCGAGAUAUUGUAUCGGUUGAACUGCGACAAUCUGUGCGCAGACUUUCACGAGGAUCUGGAGUUCCGUUUCUCCUGGGGCUUCACGGCGAUAAUCAAUAGAUUCGUGGGAAAACAGAAUCACAAAUUAGCCAUCACCAAUUAUCCUCAAGAGAUCCCGCCGAGUAUCGCGUCACCCGCGGACAGCAUAGAUUCGGUCAAAUUGAUCUCCAACGCAGCAAACUUCGCACCAAGACCCGACGAUUGGUCCUUUGCUAGUCGGAUAGCCGUCGCGUCUGUCACAUCGCAGGGUACCGGCGGUCUUAUUGUUGCUGGUUUUCUGUUAAAAACGAUAGGUUGGAGGUUGAUAGCGAUAACUUGUGCCAUAUAUGGUACUUUAUAUCUUUAUGAACGUCUAACAUGGACUAACAAAGCGAAGGAGCGUGAAUUCAAGCGACAAUAUGUUGAUCACGCCACCAAGAAGUUACGACUGAUCGUGGACCUUACUUCCUCCAACUGCAGUCAUCAAGUACAACAAGAGCUGUCCAGCACAUUCGCCCGACUGUGUCAUCUGGUGGACGAGACAACGUCCGAGAUGGACAGUGAACUCAAAUCAAUAGCGAGUACUCUACAUAUAUUAGAACAAGCGGCGUCCAGAGCCAAGGUUCUUCGAAAUAAGGCCAAUUAUCUCAUAAACGAACUUGAAUUGUUCGACGCAGCUUAUUUGAAGUCUUUAAACUGAAUUGAAUUAUGUUUUUCACACGAAUCUUCGAAUUCAUAGAAACUAUUAAUAAUGAUAAUUUCUUCAGAAGCAGGAUAAUUACGCGCACGAUCGUGUCAUGUGAAUGUCGAUUGUUAUUCUUGUUUUUUGUAUUAUACUACUAAUAUGAUAAUUAUGCAACGAUUGAAUGAGAGAUAAGCACUCACGUGCAAAUAAAUAUAAAACUGUGUAUUCUCAUCGUACGUUUAGAAUUUGUCACGGUUAUCCAAUUUUCGUAUUCAUACAGGAUAUGACACAUACAUGUAGACCGGCACAAUAGCUUUGAGUAUUUCACAGGAAUGAGAAUUUUUCACUCACUCGCCAUCGUGUUUACAUUACGUUUGUUGAUUGUUCAAUGAAACGACAAUAUAAACUACCGUUAAAAAAGAAGUCAUGAUAUUUAUAAAGCAUAACAUCACAUAUCUAUGGAAAUAAUUGAUGUUUGAUACAUUUUUGUCGUUUUAUCAAGUAACAAAGUCUUUGGCAGGGAUGUAUAGACUUGAUUGAUAGUGAUUGUAAAAUCCUGAUGGCUGUCUAGAGUAUGACAGAACUAUCAUGCCGGUCUAUGUAUGUACAUUAGAUUUAAAACAAUAGCUGAAGUUAUCUAGAUGGGGUCAUAUUAUGUAUUUAAAUGUGCGAUGAUAAUACGAGAUGAAUGGUGUCUCCAUAUUUGAAAUAAUACUAAAGAGACGUUUUUACCUGAUAUGAAAACUCUAGUCUUAGUGCAAGAAUAGGCCACAUUUAUAAUACGUUAUUGACUAACCGUUAGACUGAAUGUACUCUUGGCGUAGGAACAUACAAUUUGGCAUAUAGUACUCUGUGCCAUGAUGCAAUUAAUAGCAAAUUUAGUAGAUAUAUAUACCUUCGCAAUAUGUCUCCUUCCGGAAGCGCUUGAUUGCGAAUGGAAAACUUAGACCACUUAGAAUUGAAUGAAUUUUAUUCAAUCUGUUUGACGAAACUCGAUCAGAUUAUAUUCCAGAUUUUUUGCGAAAGUGUAUCAUUUGAUUUAAUCAGAGGCAGGAAGCAUCAACGCGGCUUUGUCGUUUUAUUAGAUUAUAUUACUUAGGGGAUGUAUGUUACUAUAUUAUGUAAUUAUAAAUAAAUAAUUAACUGUUGAGUAAAUUAAAUUUUCACGGUGCGAUUCUUCGAUCGUAUUCCGCGCGCGAAUUCGUUCACGUUGUUCCACGGUGCGAAUAUUUUAGGUGCUAUUGUUUUAUAAUGACGCGAAUUCUGUAAAUCUUAAUAGGGUUUAACGACCUUAGCGUAUGAAAGUAAAUUGUGAUUUUUCGGUGAGAUUUCGCGUACGAUGCGAGAAAACAAGAGCAAAGAAAUAUUUCGUAUGAAUUGUAUACACGUUAUUAUUAAUAUUAAUUUACAAACACUUCAAUAUUUUCGUUACAUACAAUAGCGAUUGCUUCUCAUUACGCAUCGAGAAGGCAUAUAGGGGGGUAGGAGAGACUUUCGAUCGCUCACCUUGAGAAGCCGAUCAAGAUCGUCGUUACCGCUUUAAU
This is a messenger RNA of Harpegnathos saltator (Jerdon's jumping ant), 4214 nucleotides long. RefSeq names its product Mitochondrial assembly regulatory factor (gene Marf). Lineage: Eukaryota; Metazoa; Arthropoda; Insecta; Hymenoptera; Formicidae. Gene Ontology annotation, molecular function: GTPase activity; GTP binding. The transcript has 15 exons. Gene Ontology annotation, biological process: mitochondrial fusion; mitochondrion localization. The coding region runs from base 388 to 2685 and encodes 765 amino acids. The record is from RefSeq and is a predicted model, not a curated record. Gene Ontology annotation, cellular component: mitochondrial outer membrane.